AUGCGAAAGGUCAAAAGCAUACCGGAUACCUUCACGUCAUUGCACACUUAUUUGAACUCGUUCAAAUGCCCUCUGAUUGAAGAAGUACAUGCUGAUGUCUUUUCAUCAUUGGACGGUUAUGCUCAGGCAAACUUUAUAGAAAUAAUGUGGGUGGAGAAACUUGAUGAUGAGAAAUCAAUAUUCUGUUUUGAGGUUUCCGAGCCAUCAAAGAAUCCGAAGUCGAGGGAGACAUACGAUCCCAAAGAAGGGGACAUCAUGGUUGUGUCCUUGCAGAAACCACAACAUGUGUCUGAUUUGACACAAAAUAAGGGAUCAUAUGUUUUAGGUUCAGUUCUAAAAUGUGGAGACAAAGAAGACGGAGACAUCCCACCCAAUUGUUGUAUUGUUCGGUUUUCAUCCACUAUUCCUGUUGAAGUAGAUCCAGAAACAAAAAUUCCUACGGGGCCAUCAUUUGCUGUGUUUCUCAUAAAUAUGAAGACAUACAACCGUAUAUGGGGUUGCCUUUAUGCGGAAGGAGAGCAUCAGAACGGAAACAGUAGUACUGGCAUCGUCGAUCUGGUGUGGCGAUACAAGCAAAGGAUAAAUGAUUUACUUGCCAUCUGCCCUUGA
Triticum dicoccoides is the source of this 609-nucleotide messenger RNA. RefSeq lists its product as uncharacterized. The transcript is spliced from 3 exons. Bases 1 to 609 code for a protein of 202 amino acids. The record is from RefSeq and is a predicted model, not a curated record. NCBI's taxonomy places the organism in Eukaryota, Viridiplantae, Streptophyta, Magnoliopsida, Poales, Poaceae.